AUGAACCGCCUAACCGAGCGCGCAGCAAGGAAGUGGUGGUCCGGUCCACUGCUCAUGAGGAAUACAAGAUGGAGUUGUGAUAAAGUGACCUCGCUUGCACCCACCCGUAGAGCGAUUCACGUUUUCUUUACAUACGACAAGAAGGAACAUGACAGACUAUUAAGCAUUAAAAGAUAUGACCAAGGGAGAGACAAGUCCAAGAUGGUUCUUCUAGAUGUAGAAAAAUGUGAAGGGGAGAAAAUAAAGAAGAAGAUUCACAAGUACCUGAUCGGAGGAGUGAUUCUGUCAUCUAUAUGUAUAUGUUUAAUUGAGUUUGAUGUGGUUACAAGUUUGUAUGGCUACUUACUCUCCUUUGGGCUGCUAGCAUUUUAUACUUUAAAGUUAUACUCAUGGAAGUCAGUUGUACUUAGGGCAGUCCUAGAUGUAAAGAACAGACACCUGCUACUGUACCCGUUUAAAAUGAUUUCGAGACAGGGGAUGAAAAAACAAAUCAUUUUAUCUCUUCACGAAAUUAAAUUCAUUCGAACAGAUGGAAAUUUUAUUAAAAUGUAUUUUAAGGGGCAUAGUUUGCUCUCCUUUCUUUUUCAGUAUAACAUGGUUACUCCGCUGUGCAUGCCGAGGUACACGUGUGCCCAGACGAGUGAACCCGCCAAGGAGGAUACGGACGUGUUAUACCACUACGAUUAUAACAAUUUGAAUGUUUCAGCGUUCGGUCAAAGGAAUGCAGUGGGGACCCGCGCAGUGGGCGAGGCUGCUGCCGUUGGCUCUGUUGGGGCUCUCCCCCGGGUGCGCAAAAAUGCGGAGGGUUACCCGCUGGACGUGGCGGAGGAGGCCAAGCUGCUGUCGCUCCUCCGUGGUGCUUAG
Plasmodium fragile is the source of this 864-nucleotide messenger RNA. RefSeq lists its product as uncharacterized. The record is from RefSeq and is a predicted model, not a curated record. The transcript has a single exon. Bases 1 to 864 code for a protein of 287 amino acids. Lineage: Eukaryota; Apicomplexa; Aconoidasida; Haemosporida; Plasmodiidae.